GGGUGAGUGUCCGCCUACUUCAGCGCACCCAGGCCGGUGGACGCGCUCCUGCUGGUUCUCCCAGUCCUGCCCUCGUCCAGUGCUGUCCGGUGAACAUGGACUGUGUCCAGUAGCGCCCAGCAGUGCGGGUUCGCAGUGCCGUAGUCUCCAGGAUUGUGCGGAGCGUGGGAUGGCCUCUAAGCUGCUGGACAGACUUCGCCGCACGCUUUUCAAAGAAGGAGAGCACCCUGCAGAUGCAGACGAAGAUGCAGACGGAACGGACGACUUUCCAGAAAGCUCUGAACUUGAGGACGACACGGACUACGUGUCGGCCAAGCUCGGUGGAACGCUCUCUUUUGAGGGAGAUGCGGUCCUGGAUUCUGAAGAUGCAGGCGAAGCGUCUGGCCAAGACAGCGAUUCAGACUUCUUUGGGGAGUCUUUGGAUAAUCCUUGCAGUAGCACAGACAUAAGCCCUACCAGCCCUACCCUGAAGGGCUCGAACAUGCUCACCAGGCAGCUGCAGGAGAGCUGGAGAAGCCUGAGGCCUCGCUGUGUUUCGGAAAAACUCAUUUUCGAAGUGACUGAUGCCAACGUUGUACAAGAGAUGAGCUCCAAAUACGUACUUUACACUAUUCACGUCAUUCGGUCUGGGACAUUUGACAAAACCCCAGGAGUCAUUACACGUCGCUACACUGACUUCGAGCGGCUGCAUGGCCGUCUGCGACGGCGGCAUGGCGACGAGAUGGAGGGCGUCUACUUCCCCCGCAAGAAGCUGCGUAGAAACUUUGCGGCCGAGACCAUCGCCAAACGCAGUCGGGCUUUUGAGCAGUACUUGGGCCACCUCCACUCGCUCCCCGAGCUGCGUGCCGCGCCCAUUUUCUUGGAGUUCUUCUACUUGGGCGACCUGCGUGCUGGCCAGAUGCUGCUGCGUGUGGGACGUUACCAGGAAGCUGUGGGGGCGCUGCUCAAUGCCUUGCGACUCCAGGAGAAGCUGGGCUGCCAGCAGCUGCUCCAGCAGCAGCCGCUGCAGAAGGCUCACUGGCUUUUCACGUUGGCAGCGCUGGUCAGCUGUUUCCAGGAUUUGGAACAGCCCAUCGAGGCGCAGGAGAACUGUGACCGAGCUCUACAGGACCUGGCGCCGUCCCCGGAGGCCCUGAAGCAGCAGCCACCGCCACCCCAGCUACACCCGCUGCUGGUGCCGCUGUUGCAGGCCAAUGUCCGGUUGUCCUGGAAGAUCUCGAAAGACAAGCGGCGCUGGGAAGCCCUCCUGCAGGACAUCCAAGAGCUUGGGGUCGACUUGGGGAGUCAGCUCAUCCUGAAGGAGUGUCUCAUAAAAGAGAAUCUGGAGGACAGUGAGGGAGACGCCAAGUCAAAGAGCAAAGGGGAGGAACACGCAUAGAUAGGUUGUAGGACAGGGGGCAGCAGUUCUGGUCCACACCAAGUAACCUUGGUAAUUAAAAGAAUAUUCCAGUAUGUUUCAGCUUAAUCUCUGCGUGCCUUUGUUCUAGCAUGUGGUUAUUUACCUGAGACAGUAACCUGUUUACGCAAAACACUGAGUUUUAGCACUUUUACUGAAGCACUCAGAGAAUUGUGACGUUGGCUGUAGUGGCAAGAUCUGCUUGUGACUGGCUAAAUCCAUUCCUCUGUUGCUUCUAGUCAACAAGCAGCUCAGCAAAUUCUCACAACAAAACAAAAUGAUGCUGAAUUUUUUGUCGUUGUUGUUAAAUAUGUGUAAUGCUAGUGUAAAGUGAGGAAAAUGGGUUCGUUGCCUAGAGGCAACGGCUUGGAAUAGAGGGUUAAAAUGACUGUCCGUGGCAUUCAACCAUGUGAUACAGACGCAAAGGGAAUACUGUUGGAAAAACUGCUGGAGAAUUGCUCAAAUGAUGAGCCGAAUCCGGGGAGAAGGGAAAUCGCCGAACUGUGACUCGAGUCCUCUGCAACCGGACAUGAGGACCCCCCCCCCCCUUUCAUAGGAUACAGCAUCCUGGAUAGUUAUUGCAAAAUUCAGAGGAAACCGGAGGGAUUUUGCUGUAGUGCUGUUCACAUAGUGGAGGAACGCGUGACAUUAAAACUGACCCACUGAAUUUGUGCGUAAUCUGCAGAGAACAAUCACGUAACCGUUAGCGAUUAUAUUAUAUUCUCACCAGCGUUUUUUAGGAUGUCCUUCUCAUGUUUUGCACGGAAUGAAAAACUGUUGAGAUAUGUAAACAGCACUACACCUACAGCGAUUUUUAAAAAAUGAUAUAUAUUUUUAAACCUGUUAGUCGUAUACGCUACAUGCAUGAACCACAGCCUUAUUAGAGAACUAUUUUUAUAAGAGAGCUAUUUUGAUUGCAUCCCAAAUAUUAUAAGGAGAAAAAAAACCACAACAAAUAAGGUUACAUAUAGCAUAUUUAUAUUAAUACAAUAAUAAAGCAGAGGAAAUUAGGUUAAAAGAGGAUUUUUAAGCUGUUCUUAAACUGGUUAACAAUUUCAGCCUCGCUCUUAAACGUCAGGUGUAAUUAAGGUACCGCAUUACAGAAACAUUAGAAUUCGAUUUUUUGCUGCUAAAUGUUCUUAUUUUAUUUCCCAUUACUAUGAAUGACUUGAGUUGUUACUUCUGUGUUUAUUUAUUUAUUUAGGGAAAUAGGGAAUUUCUGGUCGCCUGCGGUAUUAAAGCCUUGCCCUGUCUAUUCACUAAAGUCCUUACUUUGCAGUUUAGUUUUCUUUCAGAAUAACAUUCCUCUCAUGUUUGAUUAAACCUUGACGUGUUUCACGAA
Messenger RNA from Pygocentrus nattereri (red-bellied piranha), 2738 nucleotides. RefSeq names its product sorting nexin family member 21 (gene snx21). Gene Ontology annotation, cellular component: early endosome membrane. The transcript has 4 exons. Gene Ontology annotation, molecular function: phosphatidylinositol phosphate binding; protein binding. NCBI's taxonomy places the organism in Eukaryota, Metazoa, Chordata, Actinopteri, Characiformes, Serrasalmidae. Bases 170 to 1378 code for a protein of 402 amino acids. The record is from RefSeq and is a predicted model, not a curated record. Gene Ontology annotation, biological process: protein transport.